Messenger RNA from Apis dorsata (giant honeybee), 1682 nucleotides. RefSeq names its product GTP-binding protein Di-Ras2. The coding region runs from base 851 to 1672 and encodes 273 amino acids. The record is from RefSeq and is a predicted model, not a curated record. The transcript has 6 exons. Gene Ontology annotation, molecular function: GTP binding; GTPase activity. Lineage: Eukaryota; Metazoa; Arthropoda; Insecta; Hymenoptera; Apidae.
AUACACGAAAAUAAGCACGAUGAAAGGAAAAAAAUUAAUAGUCGGUUAUAGUUAAGGUGUACGAUCGACCGCAUUAUCGAAAAAUAAAUAAUGCUGCGCACGCUCCUUAAAGGGAAGUUGAUUUUCAUAGUACCUGGCGGCUAACGCAAGUCAUAACAGAACACUCUGAACGGGGGUUGUUCAGUGUCGUCUUGACAGUAGUUGAGAUUGGAGUUGAAUCUGCUUUCUUAUAUUACAUAUAUAUACAUAUAUAUACGUAUAUAUAUAUGUAUAUAUAUAUAUAUAUAUAUACACACACACACAUAUAUUGUUGCACGUUGUCCAACAGAUAAUCUAUUGUUAUAUUUUAGACUACGUUCUACUACAAAUUCUAUUUGUGUUUUGGAGCGACAAAAAAGAGGAAGAAAAAAAUUGAAAUAAAGGAGAAACGGUCGAACUAUACGCGAUGAAACGAAAGGGAAGGUUACUCGACAUAGAAAUAGAUCGGUUAGCAGCGCAUGUAAUCUGCCUUUGAUCGUUUCACGGUAGAUCAGCUUCGAUAUAUGAAGAGUAUACCCUUAAAUCUCUGUUCUACACAUAUAUUUUUAGCACGUGAAUCGAACGACUCACGCGAAAUGAUCAGAAAUCGUUCGAUUUUCUUGUAUAUACAUUUCGUUCCUAUUUUUGUUAUGAACAUGCUUGUUAUAUUGAAAUCGCAAAUUGAUCGGAAUUAAAAAGAAGAAAAAAAAAAAAAGAAAACAAGAAAGAAAGCUAUCGAGAAGGAAAAAACAAGCAACGAGAGAAACGAUAAUCAAUAAUCAAAUAUCACGAAAAAUUUUCUUAAAUUUGCGCUUCUUUUUUAAAUAGAAAAAUGGCUGAUCACGAAAGAAUCAGAUUGGUGAUAUUAGGUGGUGCUGGUGUUGGGAAGAGCGCAAUUAUACGUCGUUUGCUCGGUCAAGGAUUCAGCGAAAGAUACAGACCUACGGUCGAAGAUCUCUAUACGAGGGAAUGCGUUCUCGGUACGCUUACUCUCAAAGUUGAUCUUUUGGAUACUGCGGGUGACUUACAAUUCCCAGCUAUGAGAAGAUUGAGCAUAGCUACGGCACAUGCGUUUCUUCUUGUUUACGCUACGACAUCUUUGCCUAGUUUCGAAUGCAUAAAACGAUGUUUUGAAGAAGUGAGGGAACAACGACCGGAUUUUCAGGAAGUACCGAUAGUCGUUGCUGGAAAUAAAUUGGAUCUUGCAACAACGCGAAGAGAAGUACCGAUCGAAGAUGUAAGCGAAUGGUUAUAUUGCGAAUUGCCGAAACUUCGUGCGAAAAUAAUGGAAUGUUCGGCUAAAGAUGAUUAUAACGUUAAAGAUAUUUUCCGAUGUUUCAUCACUUUAUCUAAAAUCGUUCCAAAAAAUCAUGUUGGCGAAUCAGACGAAUCGGGACUUCGACGGAGAUGUUCCGCAUAUGGAUCGCGCAGAAGCGAUCGAGUCGGUAGAUCUGGCAGUCCACACGGUAGAACCGGAAGUGCCGGCUCUGUUGGUAAUUCUCAGCAAGUGGUCCCAGCACAAAGUACAAAUGUCGUCGCCAUCAAUGAGGAGGCGAAGAGCAAACCGCGCAGUCGUAGCUUAAUUCGACGCACCUCGCGAAAAACUAAACAACAAAUUAGAGACACUUAUACGGAUGAUUGUAAUAUCUCUUAAUUACACACAC